AUGAUUGACGAUCAAGACCUUGGCUUCAUUGCCAAUUUUCUGGGCAUCUUCAUUUUUGCUCUGGUAAUUGCUUAUCACUAUGUCACGGCUGAUCCAAAGUAUGAGACCAACUAAGUCUUAUUGGCUAUACAAUAAAUAGAUGCUACUUAGUUUUUUUUUUUUUCUUUUUCUUUCUUUUGUAGACUCUGAGCUCUGCUCUCUUACAACUACUAUGGAUUGAGAUUUUGUGUU
Humulus lupulus (European hop) is the source of this 231-nucleotide messenger RNA. RefSeq names its product dolichyl-diphosphooligosaccharide--protein glycosyltransferase subunit 4A. The record is from RefSeq and is a predicted model, not a curated record. NCBI's taxonomy places the organism in Eukaryota, Viridiplantae, Streptophyta, Magnoliopsida, Rosales, Cannabaceae. The coding region runs from base 1 to 114 and encodes 37 amino acids. The transcript has a single exon.